Messenger RNA from Acytostelium subglobosum LB1, 1272 nucleotides. RefSeq lists its product as hypothetical. The annotation marks the transcript as partial. NCBI's taxonomy places the organism in Eukaryota, Evosea, Eumycetozoa, Acytosteliales, Acytosteliaceae. The transcript is spliced from 4 exons. The record is from RefSeq and is a predicted model, not a curated record.
AUGGACGGUUCCAACAAUCAUUUCUUAGGAGAUGAUUUCAAUGGGAUCGACCUGUCAAAGCUAACGAUCAAGUCUAGAUUCGACCAGACGAUAUCGAGGAGCAGCUCGGCCCCACCCGUCAUGCCAGAGGAUGAGUUCCAGCCACAGCCCAACGAGGUCAUCUCACCCCAAGACCCUCGCUUGAACAUCCAGUACUACAACUACUACUAUUCACAGCGACCCUUGGACCCAAGGCUGCCACCUCCCCUCAUCUCACCAUACCAAGCUGCCUAUUACAACAACAAGCUUGUUAAUAUAAAUGAUGGCCAACAGCAAUCAUAUAACUUCCAACAAGUACCUCAUCAGAUGGUACAACCGCUGCAUCAACAAGACCAACAACAACAACAGCAGCAACAGCAGCAGCAACAACAGUAUCCAGAGUUGAAUGUGCUGCAACACGAGAAGGAGACGGUGCUAAAGAAGCCGUUGCCCUCACAUGCCAUUGGCUCCGCGAGCAUUCUGCGACAGCAAUCGCCCGACAUCAUUCUGAACAACUCACCAUCGGCCGGUGGCGUCGUCGAUUCGGUGUCGCUCGAUGGCAGCUCUGGCGCCAAGCCCAAGUCGCUGGUCGACAUGAUCCAGCAGGACUUCCCGCGCACGCCGUCGCCCGUCUACCAAAAGUCGGCUGUCGACCCCAAAGUGCACCAACGUCGGCGCUCGCAGGCCACGCUGGAGGACAGUAACACGCCCACCGGUAUCGCCUCCAAGCCUCAGACGCCUCCCUACUUUGCACAAGUGAACGAUCAGCCAAUUGACAGCCAGUUCAAUCUCAAUGGACGUGAUUACGAUGAUGCCGAGGAUGACUCCAAUUACUCUGGAUAUCAAUACUCAUUGUCCACUGGAGUGUUGGUGCCACACAUGUAUCCACCACCUCAAAUGAUGAACAAUGCACCAAUGAACCCUAUGGUGGCAAUGAUGGGUUAUCCCCAGAAGGAUCGUCGUGGACAGGCCAACACAGGUGGCCCACAGAAUGGAAACAACAGCCCACAGAAGAGACCACAGCAGCAACAGCAACAGAUGUCAAUGGGCAAUACAGGUGUGGCGCCCCAGUACUAUCAGACUCAUCUCAAGAAUGAGCAUGUUCCACAUCAGCAGCAGCAGCACCAGCAGCAUCAGCAGCAGCAUCAUCAGCAUCAGCAGCAGCGAGCGCCCGUCCACUCGCAUCAGCAGCAGCACCAGCAAUCAAUCAAAUCAAUUCAAUCCAAUCAAUCCACAUUUAAAACAACAUCAGAU